UACAUGUUUUGUUAAUUUAUAUGAUAUUACAUAAGUCUUUUAUUAAUAUUUAAUGUUGUUAUUUAUUUUGACAGAUAUAUGGUUGAUCAUCCACAGUCUUCAAGGGAUGAGGCUCCCCCAACCAGAUCCACUAGAGGACCCACUAGGAUUAAACAACUAUUGAUAAGGAAAAAUAGUGGUGAAAGAACUCCGGUGAAUGUGAAUGUCACCACGGGUGUGGCAACUGACCGCUAUGCAGAUGACUUCCAAUCAUACCUUAGAGUGGUGGCACGUGAUAAGAUUAGCAUUCUCGUUCCAUCUUUUGAUCAUGUGUCCGAGGUUGAUCGGAACGUUAUUUGGAACGAUAUAUUGCUGACAUUUGACAUUCCAAAUGUCACAUCACUUAGAAAUAAGUGUUUGUCAACUGUUGCAGAAAAUUUNANAAACNUUAAAAGNAAGUUGACAUCAAGAUACAUCUAUGGAAAGCAUAAACAUAAGACUCCAUGUUCUGCAUAUAAGUCCAUUGAUGAGGAGACUUGGCGACUUUUUAAAGAGAGUCGGUUGUCAGAGGAAUGGCAGGACGCCUUGGUUGAGUAG
Molecule: messenger RNA, 576 nt
Organism: Vigna radiata var. radiata (mung bean)
Lineage: Eukaryota; Viridiplantae; Streptophyta; Magnoliopsida; Fabales; Fabaceae
Exons: 3
Coding region: 79-576 (165 amino acids)
Source: RefSeq, a predicted model, not a curated record